ACACACUACAUAUUAAACAACAGUUACUCUGUUCAGUUCUAUUUACAAAAAUUUAAUAAAAAUAAAUUUUGGACUGCAAUACAAUAUCUUUUACUAAUAAAAAAUAUUUUCGAAAAUGUACAUAGAUGCGAAUUACUGUGCACAUUUGAUGGCGUAAAUCAAAAUGUAAAUUUAUUUUAUAAAGGUAGCGUUAUAAUUUUAAUUUUUAGUGGCAUGUGUUUAUUCGGCGGCGCGCGCACUUUGCGUACUGGCUAAAAAUAGCUAUGCAGUGUGGUAUUUAUAAAAAAAGUAAGAAGAAGACAAACAUUUUGGACGAGUAGUAGGAAUACAGCGGAUAUAUUCACAGGAAAAAAAUUGGAGAUAUUAAAAUAAAGUAGCAAUAUGUCCGAAAACGCUGCAGAUUCCAUAGAGGAUGUUAACAAUAAUUUAGCAAAUGAUAUUGUGCCUUCACCACCAGUGCAAGAUCAACAAGAAGCGCAGGCACAAAGUAAUGAACUUUUGGAUAUAGUUUUCACAUUAGAAAGUGAAAAACAGGCGCUGGUAGAAGAGUCGCGCAAGAGAAUUUCUACACUUCGUAAAGAAUUAGAGCAAAGUCAAUCCGAAAAUGAGCAACUUAAACGUAGGGUAAAUCAAUUGGACCAAUCGCUCAAACAGUCAGUUAUGCUGGGUGGUGUGGAUGCUCCCAAGUCACGCCAGGAGCAAGAUGAGCUAUUGCUAAAAGCGAAAACUUUGCUUUUUGAAAAAACUAAAGUAUGUAAACAACAAGAGCAACAAGUUGCGGUGCUCAAGAAUCAAGUGGAGGCAAUGAAGGAUGUUGUACAGGUGACUAAAGAUAUGUUGAAUUUAAAGAACGCAGAAUGCGAUCAUAUGCAAGUCCGUUUGGAGAAAUCUCAACAAUGGAUUAAAGCGGAGAAGGAUAAAUGUGCCAUAACCGAGAAGAAACUAAUAAUAUCUAAAGGAGUUUAUGACAAACUUCGAGCUGAAUAUGACAUACAGUCGAAAAUAUUUAAGGAUUUAAAGGAAGUAUAUGAACAAAAAAUUAAGAUGCUCGGCAUUGCACUUGAGGAAGCUAAAAAGAAAUAGUACGUUUAAAAUGAAAUAAAAUACAGUCUGGUUGUAAUGUACCAAGUAUAUGUGAAUGUAUAAUAAUAUUAAUGUAUAAAUUACUUCCCUAUAAUAUAGUAAAAUAUAUAGAUCGAUUGGCAUAUGAAAAGCUC
This is a messenger RNA of Bactrocera oleae (olive fruit fly), 1217 nucleotides long. Its product is annotated as moesin/ezrin/radixin homolog 1. The record is from RefSeq and is a predicted model, not a curated record. Lineage: Eukaryota; Metazoa; Arthropoda; Insecta; Diptera; Tephritidae.